CUGGCCCCUCUGCUGCCUCCCGAGCGGGCCAUGCCCCCGCGGGACCUCAGCGAGCCGGAGCCGCCGCCCCUCCGGGCCCCGACCCCUCCCCCGCGGCGCAGCAGCGCGCCCCCGGAGCUGGGCAUCAAGUGCGUGCUGGUGGGCGACGGCGCAGUGGGCAAGAGCAGCCUCAUCGUCAGUUACACCUGCAAUGGGUACCCCACGCGCUACCGGCCCACGGCGCUGGACACCUUCUCCGUGCAAGUUCUGGUGGACGGAGCCCCCGUGCGCAUUGAGCUCUGGGACACAGCGGGACAGGAUGACUUUGACCGGCUUCGUUCCCUCUGCUACACGGAUACCGACGUCUUCCUGGCCUGCUUCAGCGUGGUACAGCCCAGCUCCUUCCAAAACAUCACAGAGAAAUGGCUGCCCGAGAUCCGCACGCACAACCCCCAGGCGCCGGUGCUGCUGGUGGGCACCCAGGCCGACCUGAGGGACGACGUCAAUGUACUGAUUCAGCUGGACCAGGGAGGCCGGGAGGGCCCGGUGCCCCAGCCCCAGGCUCAGGGUCUGGCCGAGAAGAUCCGGGCCUGCUGCUACCUCGAAUGUUCGGCCUUGACGCAGAAGAACUUGAAGGAGGUAUUUGACUCGGCUAUUCUCAGCGCCAUUGAGCACAAGGCUCGGCUGGAGAAAAAACUGAACGCCAAGGGUGUGCGCACCCUCUCGCGCUGCCGCUGGAAGAAGUUCUUCUGCUUUGUUUGAGCAAGGAUGACGGCAGGGUAGUGAGCAGUGGAUGCGUGGCCAGAGACUUCUGGAACCUGGGACUCGGGGGCCCCUGGAGGGGGCUACUGACAGUGGAUCAGGCCACCCAAGGGACUUAGUUCUCUUCUGAACGCUGUGGGGGCAGAGGGCAUCGAAUGGCCCACGCUGUUUUCCCAGGGUGAGCCUGGAGGCUCAGACCCAGAUUUCUGUGGUCAUAGCUUACAGGAAAGCCAGCACUUGAUGGG
This is a messenger RNA of Echinops telfairi (small Madagascar hedgehog), 986 nucleotides long. It is a transcript of the gene RHOV, whose product is annotated as ras homolog family member V. The transcript is spliced from 3 exons. NCBI's taxonomy places the organism in Eukaryota, Metazoa, Chordata, Mammalia, Afrosoricida, Tenrecidae. The record is from RefSeq and is a predicted model, not a curated record. The coding region runs from base 31 to 741 and encodes 236 amino acids. Gene Ontology annotation, biological process: small GTPase-mediated signal transduction. Gene Ontology annotation, molecular function: GTPase activity; GTP binding.